CGACCGAUCCCCCCCGACGCCACGACGCGCAUAUCUCCCCUCCACACGCCCAUUGAGGCCUCCACCCGGGCAAUCCGCCAGAGCCAGCCACGACCACCAUGCCCGUCUCCCUUGCGCGCCUGGCCGCCUCCCGCCUGGGCCUGAGCGCCGCCCGCCAGACCCUCAGCGCCGCCCGCCCACAGCUCCGCACACACACACGGCAGCCCGCCGCCCGCCUGCUGUCGACGACGCUGCCCCGCCAUGCCGAAGUCGACCCCAACCUGCGCACGCGCAUGACCCAGACGGACGACUCGUUUGCCAGCCCCGUCGAGCCCGAAACCGCCAAAGCCAUUGCCGGCGGCGAGGAGGAGGACCUGGCCAACAACAGGCGGAUCCGCCACUACACGGUCAACUUCGGGCCCCAGCACCCGGCCGCCCACGGGGUGCUGCGUCUGAUCCUCGAGCUCAACGGCGAGGAGAUUGUGCGCGCCGACCCCCACGUCGGCCUGCUGCACCGCGGCACCGAGAAGCUGAUCGAGUACCGCACCUAUCUGCAGGCCCUGCCCUACUUCGACCGCCUCGACUACGUCUCCAUGAUGACCAACGAGCAGUGCUUCUCCCUGGCCGUCGAGAAGCUGCUGAACAUUGAGAUCCCCGACCGAGCAAAGUACAUCCGCACCCUGUUUGGCGAGAUCACGCGCAUCUUGAACCAUCUCAUGUCGGUCCUGUCCCACGCCAUGGACGUCGGUGCCCUGACACCUUUCCUGUGGGGCUUCGAGGAGCGUGAGAAACUGAUGGAAUUCUACGAGCGUGUCUCGGGCGCCCGCCUCCACGCCGCCUACGUCCGCCCCGGCGGCGUGUCCCAGGACCUGCCCCUCGGCCUGCUCGACGACAUCUACCAGUGGGCCACGCAGUUCGGCGACCGCAUCGACGAGACCGAGGAGAUGCUAACGGACAACCGCAUCUGGAUCGGGCGCACCAAGGGCGUUGGCACCGUCUCCGCCGCCGACGCCAUCAACUACUCCUUCUCAGGCGUCAUGCUGCGCGGCUCCGGCGUCCCCUGGGACAUCCGCAAGUCGCAGCCCUACGACGCCUACGACAAGGUCGACUUCGACGUGCCCGUCGGCGUCAACGGCGACUGCUACGACCGCUACCUCUGCCGCAUGGAGGAGUUCCGCCAGUCCCUCCGCAUCAUCCACCAGUGCCUCAACGAUAUGCCCGCCGGCCCUAUCAAAGUCGAAGACUACAAGAUUGCGCCCCCGCCCCGCGCAGCCAUGAAGGAAAAUAUGGAGGCCCUCAUCCACCACUUCCUGCUCUUCAGCAAGGGAUACACUGUCCCUCCUGGAGAGACGUACAGCGCUAUAGAGGCCCCCAAGGGCGAGAUGGGCGUCUUUCUCGUCUCGGAUGGAAGUGAGAGGCCGUAUAGGUGCAAGAUUCGCGCCCCUGGGUUUGCCCAUCUCGCUUGCAUGGAUCAGAUCUCCAGAGGCCAUAUGCUGGCUGAUGCUGUCGCUAUCAUCGGCACAAUGGAUCUAGUUUUUGGAGAAGUAGACAGGUGAUGCUUUUUGCCAUUGCUCUCUUUCGUGUAUUGAGUCGCUUUGCUGGCCUGGCAUGCACGUUGUCCAAAUAUACAUAUAAAUCUCAAACUUCAAUGCCAAGGCGAAAAUGUGUUCUGUGGUUUUCGGAGAAGUUGACCGGUAGAUAGGUAGUUGUUGGUGAUGGCAAUUCAAGGACUGAACUGUAUAUAUUAUUUUGUGCCUUGUGGGAGGGUUUUGAAGAAGUCAAUUCAUGGUCGCGUAUAAAACUUGUGGUUCUUAGAACCCUUGUGUCUGUCACUCUCUUCUUUUCUUUCCUGUUUUUGUCUGCUCUGAAAGUCUGGU
Dothidotthia symphoricarpi CBS 119687 is the source of this 1856-nucleotide messenger RNA. Its product is annotated as NADH dehydrogenase I, D subunit. The record is from RefSeq and is a predicted model, not a curated record. Lineage: Eukaryota; Fungi; Ascomycota; Dothideomycetes; Pleosporales; Dothidotthiaceae. The transcript has 2 exons. Gene Ontology annotation, biological process: mitochondrial electron transport, NADH to ubiquinone. Gene Ontology annotation, molecular function: NADH dehydrogenase (ubiquinone) activity; NAD binding; quinone binding. Bases 99 to 1535 code for a protein of 478 amino acids.